GGGGAGGCGGGUGAGAGCGGAAUGGAGUGGGCGGAGGCGGAGGCUGACCUGGUCCAUUCCGACAUUGCAGGUCCCAACGGAGCUUCGGUCCGGCCAAACGGCGCGUUCCUUCAGGAGGUCGUUCGUGGGUUCCGCGGAAAGAAUACGACCAUCUGGAGGAUUCCGGCAGGCACGGACCUUCCUCCGGAUCUAGUGCUUCUCCACGAGCACACAGACCACCACUCGAUACAGUGCAUGCGGCCCAUGACCCUUUUCCGAGCUGAACAAAACAAUCACGGCGUUUGUGCAGAAGCAUGGGGAGAGGAUGACAAAGGAUGAGUUUUGCGAGAAGUACCCUUUCACGGUGUAGAGUAAAGUAAGAAAGGGGAGGGAUGGGAAGUGAAGGCAAUUGAGGGUGGGAGGGAAUGCAUGAGGCUGAUAUCUCGCGACCGCAAUCAAGGUGCGAAAUGGAAAACUGAUCAGGCGUAGGAUACCGCGAAAUCACCAGAUAGAGUAGAUAGCGAUCGCUUGGAACUGAAUCCCAAUGGAGUCCGCCCAC
Fimicolochytrium jonesii is the source of this 538-nucleotide messenger RNA. RefSeq lists its product as uncharacterized. The transcript has 2 exons. The record is from RefSeq and is a predicted model, not a curated record. Lineage: Eukaryota; Fungi; Chytridiomycota; Chytridiomycetes; Spizellomycetales; Powellomycetaceae. The coding region runs from base 22 to 318 and encodes 98 amino acids.